UACCAAGGUAUUCUCGUUAUUACCAUCGUCUAUAAUAUAUUUACGUAGGUACGUACGCGCAUAGAAUUCCGGGCUGCCCGGGGUGGCGUAGGUACAUAAAUGCCGGGGAUAAUUCUUUUUAAAUUUAUAGUAUCGUUUUCAACCCCCGACGUCACCGGCUUAUACCCUUACAUUCCGAAACCAAUGCUAAAAGGUAGUCCUUAGUAACAUUCAAAGCUACAACAACUUCCCGUCUCAACUUAUUCACAGCCAGACUUCUCUUGCGUUUACUCAUGAUCACACUUCCUUUACAAAAUGGAACGCCCUUCUACGCCACCACAGGCAAAAACUGCCAACCCCUCUAAACCUGUAGCAUCCCCUCCUACGCCUGAGAUCACCCGUCGCAUCGAAGAAAAUAGACUCCGAGCCAAAGCAUUACGUGAACAGCAUGAGUCCGCCGCCCGCGCAGCUGGCGCACCCUCCGUCUCUCGCACUCCAUCUGGCUUCAUCGCCACCGAUAAUGCGCAAGUCCCGAACACGCGUAAGCGCGCCUACGAUGCUAUAUCUAGUACCCGAGUCCGUGAGACACCAUCCACAAGUCGCGACGGCCGUGUUAAUGGUGUCUCGCCUGCCAAGGCUGCUCCUGGCGACAGUGCCGACCAGGUCAAGGCGGACAAGGACGAAGGUGCCAUCAGACCAGCGAGGAAGUUCACUAAGUUUGUCGACUACGACUUCGGCAAGAUGACGGAUACGAAAGGCGGUUUCUUGAGUGCUGAGGACGAUCCCUGGAACAAGGCAAUGUCGGGGUCUACUGCUACGGGCAAUGGAAAGGGUAACGGGCCCAGUGAAGGGCAGGAAGAGAGGCCCAAGGGAAUGACGGUGCAGGAAUGGGAAAGGCGGCAGUUACUGAAGAAGCUCCAACGGCAGAAGGCAGGGCCAUUCGAACCAGGCUUGAGUGUGCUACGGGAUGAAAAGGAUCGGAAGAGAUGUCGUGAGUGUAAAAGUCUCGAGAUCGACUUCGUAUGGGAGGAGGUUUUCGGAUGUGCCAUUUGCAACAGCUGCAAGGAGAAGUAUCCCGAAAAAUACAGUCUUCUAACCAAGACGGAGUGCAGGGAGGACUACCUUCUGACAGAGCCGGAGCUGAGAGACGCAGAGUUGCUACCCCACCUCUCAAAACCAAACCCGCACAAAUCUCACUGGCACGAUAUGAUGCUAUUCCUUCGGUAUCAGGUCGAAGAGUAUGCGUUCAGUGACAAAAAAUGGGGUUCGGCAGAGGAGCUGGAUGCUGAGUUCGAACGUCGUGAGGCGGAAAAGAAGAAACGGAAAGAAACUAAGUUUAAAGAGAAGCUACUGGACCUCAAGAAGCGAACGAGGACGGAUGCAUACCGGAGGCAGACGGGGAGACUUGGGGAAGACGGAGGAGGAGGUACGGCGUCUGGUAAGAAAGCCAGGUUUGGGGAUGCGAUUUCCAACGGUGGUAAACAUGUUCACGAAUGGGGACGAGCCAUCGAGAAAGAUGACGGUUCAACAGUGAAGACUUGUACGACCUGUGGUAUGGAAGUUGAGGAGAUGGAAUUUUAGGAAUAACUACCUAUGAAUAAUGAUACCCAGUUAUGUAGAGCAUAAUUAAUAGCUCCUUUAUGGAAAGGCCUUUCUACGCAACUUAUCAUGUUUAGACUGCAUAGUUAGUCUAUCUAGGUUAGGUACCUAAGGUAUACGUUGAAGUAUGAAUUAUUUAUUCAAGG
Molecule: messenger RNA, 1724 nt
Organism: Daldinia vernicosa
Lineage: Eukaryota; Fungi; Ascomycota; Sordariomycetes; Xylariales; Hypoxylaceae
Product: DNA repair protein
Exons: 2
Coding region: 295-1560 (421 amino acids)
Biological process (GO): nucleotide-excision repair, DNA damage recognition; base-excision repair; UV-damage excision repair
Cellular component (GO): nucleotide-excision repair factor 1 complex
Molecular function (GO): damaged DNA binding
Source: RefSeq, a predicted model, not a curated record